Messenger RNA from Chiroxiphia lanceolata (lance-tailed manakin), 1183 nucleotides. It is a transcript of the gene SIRT5, whose product is annotated as sirtuin 5. Gene Ontology annotation, molecular function: protein-malonyllysine demalonylase activity; NAD+ binding; protein-succinyllysine desuccinylase activity. NCBI's taxonomy places the organism in Eukaryota, Metazoa, Chordata, Aves, Passeriformes, Pipridae. The record is from RefSeq and is a predicted model, not a curated record. The transcript has 9 exons. The coding region runs from base 110 to 1042 and encodes 310 amino acids.
AAGGCGGAGCGGAGCCCAGGCCCGGCCCCGUCGCCGGGCGCGGGGCGGGACGUGCGGAGACGCACGGCUCGGCCUCGGUCGCCGCCGGCGAGGUGGAGGUACUUCCUCGAUGUGUCUCUUCCAAUUUACCGCCAGAAGGCUGGUUUCCCAAGCGCACUGCGGGCUUAAGGCUUCGUCGGCAAAGAGACAGAAGUUUUGCUUGGAAAUGGCUCGUCCUAGUUCAAAUAUGGCUGAUUUUCGAGAAGUGUUUGCCAAGGCCAAGCACAUUGCCAUUAUCACAGGAGCCGGGGUCAGUGCGGAGAGUGGCGUUCCUACCUUCAGGGGGGCUGGAGGUUUCUGGAGAAAGUGGCAAGCCCAGGAGCUGGCUACUCCCGGGGCUUUUGCGCGAAACCCUUCCCGUGUGUGGGAAUUUUACCACUACCGACGGGAAGUGAUGUUGAGUAAACAUCCAAAUCCAGCACAUAUUGCCAUUGCAGAGUGUGAAAAGCGUCUGAGCAAGCAAGGAAGGAGCGUUGUGGUCAUUACUCAGAAUAUUGAUGAACUGCACAGGAAGGCAGGCACAAAGCACCUCUUAGAAAUUCACGGUAGUUUAUUUAAAACUCGGUGCACCAGCUGUGGAAAUGUCGCUGCGAAUUACAAGAGCCCCAUAUGCCCUGCGUUGGCCGGGAAAGGGGCUCCAGAUCCUGAAACAGCAGAUGCUGCGAUUCCAGUUGAAGACCUUCCUCAGUGUGAGGAAGAUGGCUGCAAUGGGCUCCUGCGUCCCCACGUCGUGUGGUUUGGUGAAGCCCUGGAUCCUGAUGUUCUUACAGCAGUGGAGAAGGAGCUUGAUAUUUGUGACCUCUGCUUGGUAGUCGGGACCUCCUCCGUGGUUUAUCCUGCAGCCAUGUUUGCCCCUCAGGUCUCUGCCAGAGGAGUGCCAGUCGCAGAAUUUAACAUGGAAGCUACUCCUGCCACAAACAGAUUCAGGUUUCACUUCCCGGGCCCCUGCGGGACUACGCUGCCGCCGGCGCUGGCGCGACAUGAGACGGAGAUCAUCUCCUGAGCUCCGGGAGCGGCCCGACGGGACCAACGCGGCGGAGGCACGGCGGGCGGGGAGGGAGCGGGCGGCUGAGAGGAGGCGGCGGGUCUCGCCGGACGGUCCUCACGGCAAUAAAGGGGCGGUCGGGACCCGCCGCCGCCACUU